Messenger RNA from Lactuca virosa, 1816 nucleotides. The record is from the annotation of a GenBank genome assembly. Lineage: Eukaryota; Viridiplantae; Streptophyta; Magnoliopsida; Asterales; Asteraceae.
AUUUUCUCUAUCGUACCCUCUUCACUGCUUCACACACAGACACACUUCUUUCUUUUUCAGCAUUUCUCCUUCACCCCUCGUGUUUAUAAAUCCAAAAUACACUGAAAAUCAAUCUAGAGAGAGAAUCUUGAAAGAAAGAGAGAGAAAGAGAUAGCCACACUUUGAGCUUAUUAGGAGGUGCGUAGGAUAAGCAGAGUGACUCUGUGUGUUGCUUAAUCAUGGUGGAUGUAAGUAUCAGCGGGAGCUUGUAGUUGGGAAGACAAAAAGCUUUUUCUCUCUCGCUUCUGGGUUUGGUUUCUUUUCACAGCUUUUGAAAAUGGCAGUCGCGUAUUUUAGCAGAAGCCGGAAGAGAAUAGGGCUUAAUAAUGGAGUUUUCCUGUUCAUCUUCAUCGUUUUGAGUCUGACCUCGCUAUCUUGCGCUGCUCGACAACCACCAGCUUCCAGGCAGAAGCUUCAAGUUCAUAAACACCUGAAACGCCUCAACAAACGCCCAGUUAAAACCAUUGAGAGUCCAGAUGGCGAUAAGAUUGACUGUAUACACAUCUCUCAUCAACCAGCUUUCGAUCAUCCAUUCCUCAAAGACCACAAAAUCCAGAUGAGGCCAAAUUAUCAUCCAGAAGGGCUUUACGAUUCCGAAAAGGUCAAAACAGAGUCGAAAGAAAGAGAAAACUCAAUCCAUCAACUAUGGCAUGUUAAUGGCAUGUGCCCUGAAGAUACAAUACCCAUUCGAAGAACAAAAGAAGACGAUGUUCUUCGAGCUAGCUCUGUGAAAAGAUAUGGGAAGAAGAAGCAAUCAAGCAUUCCUUUACCUCGGAGUAUCCCCAAAUCUGCAGAUCCUGAUCUUGUUAAUGAAAGUGGACAUCAGCAUGCGAUAGCUUAUGUUGAAGGAGACAAAUUUUAUGGAGCAAAAGCUACGAUGAAUGUUUGGGAACCAAAAAUACAACAAUCAAAUGAAUUUAGCUUAUCGCAAAUCUGGAUUUUAGGUGGUUCUUUUGGUGAAGAUCUCAAUAGUAUUGAAGCUGGAUGGCAGGUGAGUCCGGAUCUAUAUGGCGAUAAUAACACACGACUUUUCACUUAUUGGACUAGUGAUGCAUAUCAAGCGACUGGAUGUUAUAAUCUACUAUGUUCUGGAUUUAUUCAAAUCAACAACAACAUAGCAAUGGGUGCAAGUAUUUCCCCUGUUUCUGCGUAUAGGAAUUCACAAUAUGAUAUAAGUAUCCUUGUCUGGAAGGAUCAAAAAGAGGGAAAUUGGUGGAUGCAAUUUGGGAAUGGAUACGUAUUGGGAUACUGGCCAUCGUUCUUGUUUUCAUAUCUCGCCGACAGUGCUUCCAUGAUUGAAUGGGGAGGAGAGGUGGUGAAUUCAGAGCCUGACGGGCAGCACACAUCGACUCAAAUGGGCAGCGGGCAGUUCCCCGAAGAAGGAUUCGGGAAAGCAAGCUAUUUCAGGAACAUUCAAGUUGUUGAUAAAGAAAAUAAUCUAAAAGCUCCUAAAGAUAUCGGCACUUUCACAGAGCAAUCCAACUGUUAUGAUGUUCAAACUGGAAGCAAUAGUGAUUGGGGUCACUACUUUUACUAUGGAGGCCCUGGUCACCAGAUGAAGAACACCACUCCCUCUGUGUUUUCCGUUCGCCGCCUCUGCACACCAUUCAUGAAGUCACCGGCAACCAUGAAGCUGCCGACAACCACAACCACAUAUUUUCUCUUUCUUUCUCUUCCAUCGCCGCAACAACCAUCGCCGCCUCCAUCUCCGUUCGAAAUCAUCAUCACCCUUCAUCUGCGCUCCACCAUAACUAUGUUCUUCCUCACCCUCACAUGA